UACUUCGCAUUUCGGAACAUUUUGGAGAAAAUUCAGAUCAGACUUUUUUGCGCUCAAACGAAAAAACCCUCUCAGGAUUCGAUUCUCGUUGAUUUUUCUCUCUCUCCGACGAUGGCCGAGCAGCUCACCGACGAUCAGAUCUCCGAGUUCAAGGAGGCCUUCAGCCUCUUCGACAAGGACGGCGAUGGUUGCAUCACGACUAAGGAGCUUGGGACCGUGAUGAGGUCACUUGGCCAGAACCCAACUGAAGCCGAGCUGCAGGACAUGAUCAACGAGGUGGAUGCUGAUGGAAACGGAACAAUCGACUUCCCCGAGUUCCUGAACCUGAUGGCUCGGAAGAUGAAGGACACUGACUCAGAGGAGGAACUCAAGGAAGCCUUCCGUGUGUUUGACAAGGACCAAAAUGGGUUCAUUUCUGCAGCUGAGCUCCGCCACGUGAUGACAAAUCUCGGCGAGAAAUUGACCGAUGAAGAAGUCGAUGAGAUGAUCCGUGAGGCUGAUGUUGACGGUGAUGGCCAGAUUAACUACGAGGAAUUCGUUAAAAUCAUGAUGGCCAAGUGACAGAUCAAAUUCAAACAUGAAAAGAGAACCUGCUAAGAGGCCAAGAACCGAGAGAGAGGUUAGCGAUGAGAACUAUAUCAUCCUACUGGAACACUUCUAUCUAGGGGUAGACUUCUUUUUCGUGUUGCUAGGCUUCUUAGUUGGUUCUUCUGUUAUCUUAUUUUCUUGUUUGCAUAAUUUAUGGGUACUGUAUUCCGGUAUUGUUUGCUGUGUCUUUUUUUCUCUUUUUCCCAGUAGUUUUAGAUAGUGGAGUCUUCUAUUAUUAAAUAUUUGGUAUGUUCUUUUUGUGUUUGGGAAUAUCAGCUCAAGUACAUUUUGAUGAAUCCAUUUCUUUUUGCUCCUCAA
Molecule: messenger RNA, 906 nt
Organism: Momordica charantia (bitter melon)
Lineage: Eukaryota; Viridiplantae; Streptophyta; Magnoliopsida; Cucurbitales; Cucurbitaceae
Product: calmodulin-7
Cellular component (GO): myosin II complex
Molecular function (GO): calcium ion binding
Source: RefSeq, a predicted model, not a curated record